Messenger RNA from Coregonus sp. 'balchen', 8769 nucleotides. Lineage: Eukaryota; Metazoa; Chordata; Actinopteri; Salmoniformes; Salmonidae. The record is from the annotation of a GenBank genome assembly.
UUUGAUUGGGGCCAACUAAUCCUAUGCCUCCUUGCCCUGUUCCUGCUAUUUGUCAGCUGAGAUGAGGAUGGCCAGUUUGCGGUUCCGGGCCCGUCGGGCUACGCAGCCGGCAGAACAUAAACAGGAACAUGAGAAAGGGACAGAACAAGCAGAGGAGCCAGCUACCCACAUCCCUCCAGCACACCACCCCGGCCACCACAACUAUGACCACAUGAAGAAUAAGUUCAUGAACGAGAUUGGCCAUCUGCCAAGUAAGUAGUUCCUGGCAUGUAGAAGGAAUUGGGCAAGACUGGGGACUACCAGAUGCUGUUUUCCAAAAUGUUAUGUAAUCUCUGAAACUAUUGUGUAAGGUUGAAAUCAGAUUCAGAGUGUUUAAUAGUCACAUGUUUCCUGAUCCGGAUGCAUCAAUUUAAUAGUUGCAUGUAUUUUUGACGCCAGUGUUUUUUGGGUGGAGGGACUGAGUGAGAAUUGGUGACAAAAAUAGAACGAGAGUUAUGGGACCAUACAUAUAACCAUGACAGAUGUUAGAGCUAUGUAAUGGAACACUAUUUUUUAUGGGAUUUCACCAUUAUAAUGUGUAGGUGUUACACAGGGUAUAUCAUGUCACUUCAUCAUCUCCCUUCAUCUCCAUUUUGUCAUUCCUCUUGUCUCACAGGACUUAUUCAAAUGAGUAAGACUCAUGUGCAUUUACUGUGAAUAUACCUACAGCUGCGGUCAAAUAUACAGUGCCUUCAGAAAGUAUUCAUACCCCUUGACAUAUUCCACAUUUGUUGUGUUACAGCCUGAACUCAAAAUGGAUUAAAUCAUUUUUAUUUCUCUCACCCAACUAAUGACAAAGUAAAAACAUAUUUUUAGAAAUGUUUGCAAAUGUAUUGAAAAUGAAAUACAGAAAUAUCUCAAUACAUGUCAGAAUCACUUUUGGAGCGAUUACAGCUGUGAGUCUUUCUGGGUAAGUCUCUAAGAGCUUUGCACACCACACCUGGAUUGUACAAUAUUUGCCCAUUAUUCUUUUCAGAAUUCUUCAAGCUCUGUCAAAUUGGUUGUUGAUCAUUGCUAGACAACCAUUUUCAAGUCUUGCCAUAGCUUUUCAAGACGAUUUAAGUGAAAACUGUAACUUGGUCACUCAGGAACAUUCACUGUCUUCUUGGUGAGAAACUCCAGUGUAGAUUUGGCCAGUAAUGUGUUGUAUUGGAUUUGCCCCAAACAUAAUACUUUGUAUUCAGGACAAAAAGUUAAUUAAUUUAGUGCUUUGUUGAGAGGAGUAGGCAGGAGGCAGUCGCAGAUUUAGAACUACUGAAUUUAUUAAAGCACCAUAGCUUAAAGCGGGACGAAACCCACAGUGCAAAAUAGAAAGUACUCAGGAAAAUGUAAGCACCAUGUACAACGUCCGACAAAGACAAAUGACAGAGGGAGUAUAUAUACAGUGAUAGAGUGGGGAUUGGAACCAGGUGUGUGUAAUGAUGACGAGACAAGUCCGGGGUUGAUGAGUGAAGGGCGUUUGCCAGCAGCAGGUUCGGCAGCAGCUAGAAGGCCGACGACGCCCAACGCCUGAGCUGGACAGGAGGGGGUGCCAAAGCGAAGGCUGGUGUGACAGAGACACCAUCCAGAGUGUAGUUAAUAACUUCACCAUGCACAAAGAGAUAUUCAGUGUCUGCGUUUCUUAUUUUGACCAAUCUACCAAUAGGUGCCGUUCUUUGCGAGGCAUUGGAAAACCUCCCUUGUUGAAUCUGUUUUUGAAAUUCACUGCUCGACUGAGGGACCUUACAGAUAAUUGUAUGUGUGGGGUAGAGAGAUGAGGUAGUCAGUCAAAAAUCAUGUUAAACACCAUUAUUGCACACAGAGUGAGUCCUUGCAACAUAUUAUGUGACUUGUUAAGCACAUUUUUACUCCUAUACUCUAGGCUUGCCAUAGGUUGUGCACUUAUUGACUCAAGACAUUUCAGCAUUUCAUUUUGGAUUAAUUUGUAAACAUUUCAAAAAACAUAAUUCCACUUUGACAUUAUGGGUAUUGUGUGUAGGCCUGUGAUCAAAAAUCUCAAUUCAAUCCAUCUUAAAUUCAGGCUGUAACACAACAAAAUGUGAAAACUUUCUGAAGGCACUGUUUUGGCACCCUUGCACUUUACAAUGGAGUGCAAUGGAGCAGAAUGUUCUGUUUUUCUUUUUAAAACACGUUGAAUGGCUAUUUUGAUCCUGAAGGCACCUGCAAUUUACCACAGGUGAAAUAAAUUACACAGUUAACAAGAAUUAUUUGCCUCACAUAAAAGUGAAAAAUCUCAAUUUCAGUUUAGAUGUUGGUCCUGUGCAGUUGUAAAUCAAACAAAUACACAUGUGAACAUCAAAGGUUUUAUUCAAUUUCAACUUAUUUUAGAAGAAAUAGUGAAUCGUGCAAGGGUGCCAAUAUAUUUGACUGCAACUGUACUGGUAGAUUUAUCGCCCCCUAGCCUCCCUUCUCCUGUGUACAUUGUGACAUAACAACCCCAUCAAAGUCUAGCAAUUAUGUCUGUCAUCGUUUUCCUUUAAGAUUAGUUUUUCGCCGUCAUUAAGAAACCUUAUUCAGAUGUGAUACACACUUAUAGAUGGUUUAAAACUUGUCCUGGUAUAUUUUCUGCCUCCCUCACUGUUUCAAGUAUCUUUGUACAGUUUCUCAUAUGUUAAGUAUGUCUUUAGAUGUUAAUUGUGUUGUUACCUCUUUCUUUUUUAGUCCCUAUGUGGGCAGUUGGGGCCAUCGUCGUAGUGGUGUUGGUGUUAGUGGGAUGCUGCACUUUCUGCCUCUUCAAAAAAUGCUUUGGAAAAAAGAAAAAAACGAAGAAAGUGAGGGAGAGGAAGGCUGGCCGUCGGAGGAAGGCAGACGACGAAGGGGGAGGAGAGGGUGGCGAUAAGGUAAGAUAGACAAAGGGGAAAGAUAUGAAGAGAUUAGAUGCACAUAUUUCCCAUGAAUAUGACGAAUAUAGGAAGUGCCAUGCAGUAUCACUCAAAAACAGAAAAUAUGUGUCUGCGCAGGAAGAGAAAGGUAAGAAAGAAGGGGAAGGAGUGGAGAAGGAACAGGAGAAGCUGGGAAAGCUGGAGUUCUCCUUGGACUACAACUUCACAGAUGCCCAGGUAAGUGCUGUCUUUUUGUUGUGUGGUACAAUACUUUGUCAAAAGAGGCCCCUCUGGCACAAAAUGUAAUACUGCAUGACUAGGGCCCUGUGUUUUGCAAAAUCAUGUCACAUGACCUGGAUUUGAACCAUUAUUUAAAGCUUUUUCAUCAAACUGUCCUCUUUUCUUUUCAUGUCAGAUGGUCCAGCACCAUCCUCAGACAAUUGCUUUCAUUUUUGGUGUAAUUCUAAUUUCUGGAUAAUGCGGGAUAAAAUCGUGCCGUUUCACAUGACUGCGCAAAACACAGUGCCUCAUGUAUGACAACACAGUACAUGUAAGAGCAACUUACAAUCAGUACAUACACUUAGUGAUUAAGGCGGCAGGUAGCUUAGUGGGUAAGAGCGUUGUGCCAGUAACCGAAAGGUCGCUGGUUUUAAUCCCCGAGCCGACUAGGUGAAAAAUCUGUCGAUGUGCCCUUGAGCAAGGCACUUAACCCUAAUUGCUCCUGUAAGUCGCUCUGGAUAAGAGCGUCUGCUAAAUGACUAAAAUGUAAAAUGUAAAUGUACUGGUGUGAGUGACAAUAUUAGCUAUAUACAGGUAUCUGCCAAAAUAAAGGAAACACCAACAUAAAGUGUCUUAAUAGGGUGUUGGGCCACCACGAGCCAGAACAGCUUCAAUGCACCUUGUCAUAGAUUCUACAAGUGCCUGGAACCAGUGGCGGCUCCUGAAAAAAUUCUCAGGAGGGGCAAUUUUUCUGAUGAUUUAGGUGACCUACACACAUUUAAAAAAAGAUAUGUCCAGCAACAACAUGAAGACAGGGGCAGCAUAUAAGUCAAUACCAGAAGCAUUUAUUGACUGAUCUCAAAAGUGUUGGCUUACCAGGGUUGGUGGAGCCCUCAGUUUCAUCUUUGCCUCACAAAGCUAACUCAAACACGCAAAACUUCACACACUGGAUUAGCCGGCUGAGGAUGUGGCGGUUCUUGCUAAUGUCGUAGUAAAUAUAUUUGUUAUAGUGAAUAUGGAAUAUGAUAUGUUGAGUAAAAUGUUGUGCUAAGAUCUAUUUAGGUCAGGAGCUGGUUAUAAGUUCUGUUCCUAUCCAAUAACAAUGGACAAAAGGGUCCUAUCUUGUCAGCCUUGUCAGCAGGUGGCCAAGGACAACACCCACGCCAUAGGCCUCUCAGUUCUUCCAACUCACGAGUUCUUGCUCUGAGGACACACACACACACAAACACACACACACACACAUCAUCACUGUUAAACACACACACACACACACAAAAAUCCCCUCUCUUAGGCUGAACAUUUGAAGACAGAGAACCCGACUCAGAGCCAAUGCAACAGUGACAGUAGCCUGCAGGGGACCUCGUCCAACUCAUCAGGACCAAUCAGAAGAUCAGAACUACUAGAUUGAACCUACUUCAUCUAUUGCAUAAAAUGUCUGCACACAAUGUUUCGGGGCUCUCUUCAGAUAAUAAUAAUAAUAAUAAUAAUAAUAAUAUGCCAUUUAGCAGACGCUUUUAUCCAAAGCGACUUACAGUCAUGCGUGCAUACAUUUUUGUGUAUGGGUGGUCCCGGGGAUCGAACCCACUACCUUGGCGUUACAAGCACCAUGCUCUACCAGCUGAGCUACAGAAAGUGGAUACUCAUGGAUGCGCAUUGCAAUUGUAAAAUGUCAACACAAUUGGAGACACCACGUCAUUUUUGGAGACAUGUUAUUGACAGUAAACUAUUGUAGAUGCGACUGCUAACUAACUAAAACAUUUUAGCUGGCUAGCUAAUCAUCUUAGCUAAAUGUGGGGCAAACAAUUCAGUUAUUUACCGUUAAUUUGAGGGAUUGGGGUGAAAGAAAUCGAGUUACAUAGUGAUACUUUACGAUAUACUGUAUUGACAAUAUCGCAAUAUUUUAGCGCUAGUUGGCUGUACCUGCACCAAAACACCAUUAUUGUUCCUUCAUAGCUUGUUCUCACAUUGGGAGCCAAUUUGUUUUCAGCACUUUUAUUUCCAUGACUGAUCAAAACUCGUUCUCAUGGCUUUCUGAUCCCUCUGCAACAGACAUAUGGUGCGCAAUAAAAUCACAGUAUCGAAUCGCAAUACGUAUAGAAUCAUGAGACUCGCAAUGCUGAUGCAUAUAUCUUAUCGUGAGGUUCCUGGCAAUUCCCAGCCCAAGUUCAUUUUUAAGAGUUUGACGAACGGGUCCGUGAACGCGAUUCCAGAUAUAUUUACCUCUGAAUAAACUGCCUUUAUUACACCAUAUCCACAUCCAGUAAACUUGUGAUUAUCAACACUAACCUCAUCGUUGUGGCGGCGGACAGCUAGCCUGUAUCCCUCGUCAUCCAGUUGAGUGAGUGGCAAUGUCUUUUUUCGUUCGUACCAAUUUUUGGAAAAUCCUCGGGUGUAGGACUUUCCGCCUUUAGUAGAAACCUGUUGAAUUAUUAAAUUUGGUCUGGGAGGUCCUAAUUGUUUCGUUGCCAAUUUAUCUUCAUUUGUUCGCCGACAAAAAGGAACUUCUUUCAAACAAUCCACUCUUUUCUCAGUUACGUUCAUGGUUACGUAACGUAUGACGAAAGCGCGUAAGUGCAAGCCCACAGACACCCAUUGAGAUUGUAUUGAAGGCUCUGAAAUUUGAAAAAAAUAGAUUUUACAUGGGAGUCUAUGACAGAAGUUCUGGGCGAUUUUCAAUCUGACUGAAAUCGCCCCAAAAGGGGGUGGAGCCAUUUGAAGCACGACUUUAGCCUGAUUCGACAUUUAGUGGCAGUGUGGCACUGUGGCAGAUCAGACGUAUAGAUUACAACACUGAUAACUACUGUUGCCGUGAUAUAAUUGAUUAGAAAAAAAAUCCCUUCCUUUUCCCGUUUGGCAGUGCGUCGCCCAUAUCGCCCUAUUGAACAGGCCGUCCCUGCCUGGAACUCUAUUGGAGGGAUGCGACACCAUUCUUCCAUGAGAAAUUACAUCAUUUGAUGUUUUGUUGAUGGUGGUGGUGGAAAACGCUGUCUCAGGCGCUGCUCCAGAAUCUCCCAUAAGUGUUCAAUUGGGUUGACAUCUGGUGACUGAGACGGCCAUGCUCAUCAAACCAUUCAGUGACCACUCGUGCCCUGUUGAUGGGGGCAUUGUCAUCCUAUGGAGGCAUAGCCAUGGUAGCCAAAAUAAUGGCCAAAAUAAUUGCUUAAUUAACUCAGGAACCACACCUGUGUGGAAGAACCUGCUUUCAAUACAUUUUUUAUCCCUCAUUUACUGAAGUGUUUCCAUCAUUUUGGCAGUUACCUGUACAUUCAAUAAUGUGUGUGACGUUAAUAUCAACCAUGUCUGAAACUGAGACUUUCUGGGAGAAAUGUCUUGAACAUCUGGGUGAUUUAUUAUUGAACUGAUGAUCCUGACUCCUCUUCUUGGUCUUCUCUCUCCGAAGCUCAUGGUGGGUAUCCUCCAGGCUCAGGAUCUGGCUGCCAUGGAUAUGGGGGGUACCUCAGACCCCUAUGUCAAAGUCUACCUGCUCCCAGACAAAAAGAAGAAGCAUGAAACUAAGGUCCAGCGCAAGAAUCUGUGCCCGGUUUUCAACGAGACCUUCAUAUUCAAGGUUUACGUCAUGAUUGACCUUGUGGCUUUGUUAUUUUGUUUGUCUUAUAUGUCUGUGUCUGUUUUUUUUUCUGUCUCUGUAGCAGCUUGUGUUGGUGUUCCAGGUUGUUGAUGAUGUAUCACUUGUUGGUCUCUGAGUUCAUGUGGGCAGAAGUCAAGCCCAUGUCCGUGCUUCCCUCCGUAGUUUGUCUCUCGUUCUCUGAUUGCCGUCCUUCAAGGUAUCCCCGAACAACUUUAAAAAUGCAGAAUUAAGAAUGCAUUUUUACUUGUCACCAGUCAAUAUAUGUUUUUGUUUGUUUGCUUUGUUUUUCUGGAUUUGUAAGUUAUAUUUAUAUGUUGGCAUGAUAAGUUUUACAUAGAACUGUUUUUGAUCAAUUCCGACAAACCACCUGUCAUUGAUCUACCAAUUAAGAACCGCACUAACCAAUGUUGGUUUUUAAUAACUCUAACCUAGAGCAAACAACGUAUUACAUAAAUCUCUCUGUCGAGGAGCACCAGUCAGCCAGACAUGCACUUGUGACUAAUGCCUCUGCCUCUCCUCCAAGAUCCCGUACACAGAGUUGGGAGGGAAGAUCCUGGUGUUGCAGGUCUUCGACUUUGACCGUUUCUCCAAGCAUGAUGUGAUUGGGGAGAUAAAGAUCCCCAUGAACAGUGUGGAUCUGGGACAACCAAUGCAAUGUUGGAGGGACCUGGAGAACAGUGAAAAAGAAGAGGUAUGAUGUACUGUGGUAUUACUAUCUCUUUGGUCAUCCGUCCAGUCACCCCCCGUCGCAUGAUGGAUAGAUCACAUCACAACAUGAUAUAAUAUUUCCUUAUGUCUUAUUUGAUCAGUUUCUGGCUGGUGGUUUAACACCAUGUUGUUGUUAUGUGCGUCUCUCAGGCAGAGAAACUGGGUGAUGUCUGCAUUUCUUUACGCUAUGUACCCACUGCUGGCAAACUUACUAUCAACAUCAUGGAGGCCAAGAACCUAAAGAAGAUGGAUGUUGGUGGCUUAUCAGGUGAUUCUAAAUCUAGCAACAAAUAGGUGUCUUUUCUCAUACUUCCUCUGAAGUUGUGCUGCCUCUCGCAAACAUAUCAGCAACAUAUCAGCAACGUUUUCAGUUUACAUGAUUACAGAUUCCUCCAUUGCAGAGAUUUUAUGUGUUUUAAAAUCGCUCCUCAUGCAUCUGCCAGCUGUCCUGCAUGCACCUUUGUCUGAUCAAGGUCUACCAAAAAACAUUGACUAAUUAAUUGGCUUACGCCCUUCUUUUUCAUCCUUCCCUCAGAUCCAUUUGUGAAGAUUGUUCUGCAGCACAAUGGGAAACGAAUCAAGAAGAAAAAGACAACUGUCAAGAAGAACACACUCAAUCCUUACUUCAAUGAGAGCUUCAGCUUUGAGAUUCCCUUCGAGCAGAUCCAGGUAUUACAUUUUUGCUUCAUCAAUCUACAUGUAGAGUACCCAGUCAGUAUUCUGAAAGUAUAGUAGCUUAUUAAAGUGUUGUAAUGUAUCUUCUGUGUUUCUUAUUCAGAAAGUGCAGGUCGUCAUAACAGUGUAUGACUAUGACAAGCUUGGGAGUAACGACGCAAUCGGCAAGACCUUCAUGGGUUACGGUGCCACAGGAGUUGGUCUUAAACAUUGGUCGGAAAUGUUGGCUAAUCCCAGACGUCCAGUUGCUCAGUGGCAUGUCCUCUGCCCAGAGGAGGAAGUGGAUGCAGCUCUGAAGGUCCCACCUCGUUAAUGAUUUCCUUAAUAUCCUUGGAUCAUUCAAAAUGUUUUGGUAUGUCUUUCAGUAUUGUUAAGACCUCUUGGUUUGCUUGCCUCUUUUCUGUCAUCUCUUUUUGUCAUUCUUUUUUUGUUAAGUGUGUGUGUGCGCACAUCGCAGCGUGCAUUCAUGCAUACAUGAGCGCUCAUGUUUUUGUGUGUCUGAUUCCAUUUGAUGUUUUUAAAUGACCUCCAUUUGUUUCAAUGUUUAUUUAGUUGUUUUAUAAAACUCACUCUUUUGGUUUCUAAAUGUAGAUAUAUGUAGAAAAUAUUUAUCUGUAAAAUGUGUGCCCUUGUUAUAAGGCCUUAUAGGCUACAGGCAAUCAGAUUAAGGAAUUCAAUUGGUUUUUUGACUCAUUGACAAGCUUGCAUUUCACACAA